Messenger RNA from Vittaforma corneae ATCC 50505, 2157 nucleotides. RefSeq lists its product as uncharacterized. Lineage: Eukaryota; Fungi; Microsporidia; Nosematidae. Gene Ontology annotation, biological process: post-transcriptional tethering of RNA polymerase II gene DNA at nuclear periphery; protein import into nucleus; RNA export from nucleus. The transcript has a single exon. Bases 1 to 2157 code for a protein of 718 amino acids. Gene Ontology annotation, cellular component: nuclear pore; nuclear pore cytoplasmic filaments. Gene Ontology annotation, molecular function: structural constituent of nuclear pore. The record is from RefSeq and is a predicted model, not a curated record.
AUGGACAAAUACAACUUCUUUCAACAAACUCCCAAAAAAGAAGACUCGGAAAAAGAUAGACUAGGCUCAAGCAAUCCACCCGUAAACUCUUUGGUUCCACUUUCUGCGCCUAGCUUUGAUUCUACACAGCAAUCUUCUCUUCCUUUUGGAAAUUCAACUAACAUUUUUGGACAGAAACCAUCCUUUGGAAAUAAUCAAUCUUUUGGUGGCAGCAAUGUACCAUUCGGCAGUAGCAAUACAUCAUUUAGUAGCCCAUCAACAAAUAAUCCUAAUCCAAUCGGUGGUAAUGCUACAUUUGGAAAUACUUUUGGCACAGGCACUACACCGUUUGGUGGGACUUCAAAUAUUACAUCUACCUUUGGAAAGCCGAGUGCACCCACCACACAGUUUGGAAGUAUGCCAGGCACCCAAUUCGGCAGUGGCUCUGCUUCGCAGUUUGGAAGUACACCUGCUCCACAGUUCGGAACUACAUCUAAUAUGCAGCUUGGAAACACAUCCACCACACCGUUUGGAGCAUCUUCAGGCACACGAUUCAAUACUACACCAAAUACAGGCUCAUUUGGGUCUUCUUGGAAUGCACAGCCAUCGCUUUCUUCAGGUUGGAAUAUGACAAAUAAGGGCUCUAGGGUCGUUCCAUACUCAACAACGAGAAUAAGAGAAGAUACAAAUCUCUAUGCCGAUCUAGUUGAUAUAACAGGAAUGAAAGAAUAUGUAAACAAGCCAAUUGAUGAAGUUAGAAAAGAAGACUACGAAAUGUCAUUUAGCCAACCUAAGCCAACGUCAGGAUUUUCUUCAACAACUUCAGGCAAUGCUGGAUUUUCCUCAUCGUUUUCGGGCAACACACCAAAUAGUGGAUUGUUUGGGGCUACAACAGCUCCAGCUCCCACAAGCAGCGGUUUUGGAUCCACAAAUGUGCCAAGCAGCGGAUUAUUUGGAUCUUCUCUUUCCAAGCCAUUUGCAUCUACCGGUACUUUCCAAAGCUCCACUAUGCAACCUGGCCAGUUUGGUACACAGCCAGGUAUUUCUACUACUCAACCUAAUCUAUUUGGCAACCAACCAAAUCCAUCCAACAUGCAAUCAGGUGUGUUCGGCGCCCAGCCUAUCUCUUCUGCUACAUCGACUGGAUUUCCUACAGCUACCCCGUCAAUUUUUUCAGCUUCCCAGCAGUCAACUAUGCCUUUCUCUGGCACAUCAAAUAUAUUUGGUAAUGCCCCUGCACAGCCUUCUGCUACAACUAACCUUUUUGGAUCUAAACCUGGCACAGAUUCCUCUAUUAUCACGCCACCCUCACUCUCUCCAUUUGGGACACCAGCUAAUAAAGCAUCUACUGGCCCACUUGGAGCCAUAUCCACAACACCGAUGACACAGCCCCAAUCUACAGGCACAGGCUCGAGUAUUUUUGGAUCACAGCCUUCUACUAAUUUUCUUGGUACUCAACCACCAACUAGCUUAUUUAACACCCAACCCCCCAGUAAUUUGUUCACUACUCAACCAACUGCUAAUUUGUUUAACACUCAACAGCAGAGUGUCUUCGGUACUCCGUCUUUUACAUCCCCAUCUGCUUCAAUUCAGCCUGUUUCUAUCCCCACCAAAGUUGAUAUGUCUGAUCCAUAUCUUCUCAAGAACAUUCAAUUUGAAAAAUUUGAACAGCAAAAGCCCUCACUUAAAGUCUCUUUGCCAACACCCUUGUUUAAAACCAACAAAGACAAACCUGUUGUAGAGCUUAAAAUUAGAGCGCCAAAACCCAUUCAGCGAAAUGCAAUUUAUACCAUACCUGAGCUAAAGGAUGUUGAUGCAACACAGACAAUCUCAAAUCUUGUUAUUGGAUUUGAAGGCAAGGGCCGUAUAGAGUUUUUAGAGCCUGUUUCUGUCAAAUCAUUAGAGGAUAUUGAAAAGCGCAUUUCAUUUAGGGAUGAAAAUGUUGAAACUACAGAUACUAUUGGAUCUGGCCUAAAUAAAAGGGCCAGGGUGUAUGUUGAGGGAUUAUUUCCUAUUUGCAGGACUACAAAUGAGAUAAUCAAAGGAAAGGCAGAGGCAUUUCCACAGAAGGGAAUUCAAGAAAGAUUUAUCUAUCAACUUAAGAAUGAUUCUACCAAGAAGUUUAUUGAUUACGAUGUUGAUAACGGUAUUUAUGUGUAUGAAGUUAACCAUUUUUAA